Molecule: messenger RNA, 1438 nt
Organism: Hippocampus zosterae (dwarf seahorse)
Lineage: Eukaryota; Metazoa; Chordata; Actinopteri; Syngnathiformes; Syngnathidae
Gene: ccdc34
Product: coiled-coil domain containing 34
Exons: 6
Coding region: 1-915 (304 amino acids)
Source: RefSeq, a predicted model, not a curated record
AUGUCUGGUUGGUGUUUGCCGAACUCCCCGUCGUUUGCGUCCGAAGACUUCAGCUCCACUCCUCUCAAGCCAAAUGUGAAAAAACAUGUCCACGUUUCGGAAUACACCGUGGACGACGACGUCCUACCCGAGGACGACGACACUUACUCCCUGCUCUCCCCCAUCUACCAUGACAGUUAUAAGAGCGAUGAAGACGACGAGCUCAAUACGACUGAGCAACCGCCCAGAUGUGAGCUACAAAAACCGUCUUCGGCGCAGAUAGAACCCGAAGCCCUCAGUGCAUGGGAAAUGUGGCUGGUAAACAAAACAAAAGAAGACCAUCUUAAAAUGAAAAGGAAAACGGAGGAGGCACGUUUACUCAAGGAAAAAAAAGAACAAGAAGAAAUGGAACGUAAACAGAAAAAGAUCAUGGAGGAAAAGAAGAUCAGAGACUGGCAGCAACUUAAAAGAGAUCAGGAAAGACAUAAUCAGCUUCUGAAAAUCGGCAGAGAAGAAGCAGAGGUGCGGCGUCAACAGGAAAAAAAAAGAGAGACUGAACUGAAAGCUCAACAAAAGUUCAACAACUGGCUGCAGAAGAAGAACCAAGAGAGGUUAGAAAAAGAGAAGAAGCAAAAAGAGGAAGCAAGUCUGAGGGAAGAGCAGGAGAAAGAGCGACGGCGGAAGGCAGAGGGGAACUUUAAGGAAUGGCUGGCAAAACACAAUGACAAAUGGAAAGCAAAUACAAAGCCACCUCAUUAUUCAAGUCCCUGCCGAUUCCACCCACUACCCAGUUUUUACAACCCAAUCCCAUGGAAACCCAUUCACAUGCCCCCUCCGGAAUCUCCUCCUGAAAAUACACUAAGCAAGAAGCCUCAGAAACAAAGAAGAGGACAGCAAAGCUCAGCAUUAAGACUCACAGACAGGACACGUAGAUGACACUGAGGGUGUUUUACCCACCUCAAAUGUGAAUCACAAUGCAACAUGGGGAAUGCGUUCAGAUUGUAUUUUUUUUUUUUUUUGAGGGCCAAUUUUAAUGUUGGGAUUUUAGAUUGUCUGCGAUUGACUGCCCAACCAGUUCAGGGCCUACCCCCGCCUCUCGCCUGAUGGCAGCUGGAAUAGGCUCCAGCACGUCUGUGACCCUGGUGAGGAAAAGCGCUUUCGAGAAUGGAUAGAUUAUACAAUGCGAGUUCGUGUGUUCUUUAUCAUGUUGAGUUUCCAGGAGAUAUAUGUUCAUCCGCAGCCUUUUAAGUCGCGAAGUGUUUUGAAUCCUGUGGCAUUUAUUGCACAAGUGAUUCAAAUGGUGCAAGUCCCUAAUCCAAAUCAAUGUCACAAUGCAGAGACUUUUGGUUUACUUUCGCUCCAUGAAAAGUUUGCAAAUGUUGGAAAUAAUUGUCAUGCACCAUACUUUUACAUCAAUGUCAACUCCCUCAAUAAUGAACAACUUUGCAAUAUACCAAAA